AUGUCAACCUUAGCACAGAGAAUCGACGCUGCUACGGUACCGGUGGAGGAGUUACGCAUUAAGGCCAAAGUGGACGAUGAGUUAUGGCAAGGGUUGGUGGCUACAUUGACGAAGGACAAUGGUGGUAUAGAAACGGUGGCUGAUCUUGGUUUCUGCCAUCCUUGGGAUAUCCAGGAGGCGCUAAAUGAAGUUGAAUCAGCAUUAGAUAGGUCAAGACUUGCGGUGUUAUUCGACUUAUGCCGUAAUGAAUGUGGUCUCCCGUGUAGUUUGGUUACAACAGAGAUCGAGAAAGGUGGUGGCACUAAAGAUGGUCCUAAGGCUUCAGAAGGUGAGAGUCGAGUGAAGUCUAGUCAGUAUAUUGAUGGUUUGGCGGAUGGUUCGUUUUCCCUUAUUACACAACAAGCAUAUGAGCAGUAUCUUACGACAUUGAGAGCCAAGUUAAACUUGGCCAAACUUGGCAAGUUUGGUGAGGUAUCCGAUGAGUCCAUUCCAAGUCGAGAGCAACUGUCGGGGUUGAAGAGUUUGGUCGAAGCGGGAAAUAUCCCGUUUGUGGAUCUAUAUAUGUUUACUGGAAACCAGCGGGAAAGACUAAGGUCGAUACGGCAAGCUGCGUUGAGGGUGGACGAAGAUGGGAAAAUUCGACGAGCUACAUUGAGUCGUAUUCCUACAGACUCGGAAUGGGCUACAAAUUUUCGUAUCUAUUCUAUGGGGCUCAUUAUGUUGGGAGUAGCACAACAUGCGGAUAUGCUCAAGUAUGCGGAGGCGAUCAGUCGUUUAUUUAAGGUUUAUGGUACAACCUAUUGGCCCCAAGUAUAUGCGGCUGACGUGCACCUACGAUCGGUGAGGCUGGUGAGAUACAAGAAAUCUAAUAAUACCUGGGGUGGUGCUUAUGCCGCUAGCGUUGGGGACUCUGCGUUCUGGAUGGAACGUGUUGAUAGGGUGGUAUUCCAGUUACAGAGAGCUAGCAAGGAGACUUCGACUACAACGCCGUCGAGAGCAUCCGGGAAACGAACUAGGCCAUCUAGAAGCGAGCAGGUGUGCUAUGACUACCAAGGUGGCCGUUGUUCGGGCGAACCAUGCCCGAAUGGACGCAGACAUAUCUGUAUUAAAUGUCGAGAGGUGCAUCCUUUGCCGCGAGGCAAUAGGGAUUGCAGGAAGAUGCCGGCGGCUAGUAAGGUUACGUUGGUGACGUCGAAGGAUCAGAAACUCCGGGAAGGAGCUACAGGGUCUGAUCGUGGUGCACAAGGCCAGCCUCUGAGGUUGGUGUCUAUGUGUGGUGAUUGGGAUACUGAGGUGCCGAGAUGGUUCAUUGAGGGUGCCCCGGUUGGUCUGGCUGGUGAAAUUGGGAAGGUCGAAUCCUGUCAUGAGGACUCCGAGCAGCUGCAGAACAAUUAUCCAUCUACUUACGAGCACUUUGACGAAGUCAUGAAGGUACUGGAGACCGAAGAAGAAUGUGGUUUUUGCAAGAUGUGUACAUCGUUUGAUGAGGUUAACAAUUUGAAUGAUUAUUGCUUCGUAAAGGAGCAUAUAGAGCUCCCUAGAGUUUUCGAUUGGAUUGAUGAUAUAGUGGAAUUGUCGAAGUUCGCUCAUGAAAAUAGAGAGGUUGUUGAAUUCUCCCUUACUGUGGGGAAGAACGGCAGCAUUAUUGAGUGGUCGCUAGUGGUCGAUGCAAGCCCAACUGGUUUGGGAGGUUUCCUCAAAAAGGGAGACGAGAUUAUAUCAUGGUUCUCCGACUCUCCGACUGACUAUGAUUGCUGCAAGUUCAACGCUAUCAUAGCUAUUCGGAUGUGGUCGAGUCGGAUUCCUGCCAGUGCGAAGAUUAUAUGUCAGUCUGACUCUGUUGCGGCACUGUCAGCAGCUUCGCGGUUGCGGUCGAGGUCCCCAAACUUGAACUGUAUCGCUCAGGAGCUGGCUUUACACUGUGCGGUUACGGGUAAAUGGUACCAGAUCGAGUUUGUUCAUCUGCCGGGUGAUGAUAACCAGAUAGCAGAUAGUCUCUCAAGGUUAUCGGAGGAUUCGGGCCUUCUCCCAUUUGGGGGAGGCAGAGCUGGUGUGUCCGGCCAUAACGGUCGGAAGAAGCGAAACGCCGAGCGUAGACGCCGAAGGGAUCUCCAAAGGAAGGUUCACAAGAAGGUUCAGAGAGUUGUCGCCUCCGCCUUGCCGUGGCCUCGGUUGAUCGCCAUGUUAUCUGUCAAGGAGCCCUUGACCAACGACGAACUGGCUGCUGAUGGGCUACCGACAAAAAUGCCGAUUCCCGACUCUUGGCUACCCCCGGUUCCACGGCCUGGCGAUAUUGGAACGUUAUGGCCCCCGAGUGGAGUCACUACAGACGAUAUGGUCGACGAUGAUAUCUCUGGUGCCCUUAGAUUCGCGGUCCCCGACCUCACUGAUGAGGUCCCUCGUGUUAUACUUCCAUCUAUUGACCUUUUCUGUGUAUCCCAAUAA
Perkinsus marinus ATCC 50983 is the source of this 2445-nucleotide messenger RNA. RefSeq lists its product as hypothetical. Bases 1 to 2445 code for a protein of 814 amino acids. Lineage: Eukaryota; Perkinsozoa; Perkinsida; Perkinsidae. The transcript has 9 exons. The record is from RefSeq and is a predicted model, not a curated record.